Molecule: messenger RNA, 936 nt
Organism: Prorocentrum cordatum
Lineage: Eukaryota; Dinophyceae; Prorocentrales; Prorocentraceae
Source: the annotation of a GenBank genome assembly
AUGACGCGAGCAUGUCUGGGGGCCAUGGGCCAGAAGUGUCGCAAGCAUAACAUAUUAUGUGCAGGAAGCACAAAAAAGAGGCUGCGGGCGGCCUCGCCCGCGACGCUGCUGGCGAGCUGCACGCUGCCGACGUGUUUAGGCAUCUGGAAGAGGGAGUACGGCGUGUCGUUCGGAUACGGCGGCGCGGUGGCCUGGUCUGGCGCCCACCUCCUGAGCAGCGCGGCCCCCCUCCCCACUGCGGCGGGCGUGCACGCCCUGUGCUUGGUGCUCUAUGGCGCCAGGCUGUGCUUGUUCCUGCUGUACCGGGAGAGGAUUCCAUUUUUCCAGAAACUCCGAGAGAAGAUAGAGGAGAGGGCGACGAGCCAGGGCGGGCGCUUGAACCGGCUGCCCUUCGUGCUGAGCUGCUCGCUGCUGUACCUGGGCCUUGUGGCACCGGUGGCGCUCGCGGCCCUCGCCGGCCAGCGGCUGAGCGUGGCAGGUUGCCCCGUCGCCCUGCUGUUUCGCGGCUGCAUGGUGGCGAUGUACGCCGGCUGGGUGAUCAACGCCGCGGGUGACGCCUGGAAAUCGGUGCGCAAGGCGGUCAAGGGCGACGCCGCGCUGGUGACCGGCGGGCCGUUCAGUCUGCUGCGGCACCCGAACUACACAGGCGAGCAGCUCAUGUGGACCGCGAACUUUGCCGCUGGCCUCGCGGCCUGGCUGAGCCUCCAGCGCGAGGGGCUCCGGGCUGGUCCGCUCGGGUGGCUGGCGCUGAGCGCGCUGGGCUAUGCAGGCAUCAUGUUCGUUCUCAUGCAGGCCACGCGCAGCCUGGAGAGGAGGCACAGGGAGAAGUACGGCUCAGACUCCGCCUACGGAGAGUGGGUGUCGCGCACCUGGGCGGGCCUGGCGCUGCCUGACUCCAGCGCGUCGCAGCCGGCUGGCCAGGCGGCUGCGGCGUGA